Molecule: messenger RNA, 1037 nt
Organism: Symphalangus syndactylus (siamang)
Lineage: Eukaryota; Metazoa; Chordata; Mammalia; Primates; Hylobatidae
Gene: PTS
Product: 6-pyruvoyltetrahydropterin synthase
Biological process (GO): tetrahydrobiopterin biosynthetic process
Cellular component (GO): mitochondrion
Molecular function (GO): 6-pyruvoyltetrahydropterin synthase activity
Source: RefSeq, a predicted model, not a curated record
CGGGGCCGGCGGGCGUGCUGACGUCGGGCCCGGGAGGGACGCCGGGGCUGCUGGGGCGACGCUGAGGACGGAGGGCGUCGCGCGCUGGUCGCCUUCGCGGUGCUUCGGGCGGCCCCUACCAUCCUGGUGGCGGCUGGAGUGUCCCCAACCCUGGAGGACAACCUCCUGGGGGAGGUUGAUGGUUAACGGAGCCGACUGCGGAGGGCGAUGGCCCACGUCUGGGUGCGGGGCCCACACCCGGCUCUGCGACUCGAAGAAACGUCUCUGCCCCUAGGAGUCCCUUGGUGUAGACCACAGGGUUGCUGUGAAACUCAGCAGUGUUAAACUCGCGUAUGUUACACAGUACCUGGCGCGGCGUAGACACCCAGUAAAUGUUAGCUAAUCUUGUAUGCCAGGAGCAUUGGCGACCAUAUCUAAUGUAAUUACAAGUAAAUUUCUAAGUGAUGAAGAAAACUUGAAACUGUUUGGGAAAUGCAGCAAUCCAAAUGGCCAUGGGCACAAUUAUAAAGUUGUGGUGACAGUACAUGGAGAGAUUGACCCUGCUACGGGAAUGGUUAUGAAUCUGGCUGAUCUCAAAAAAUAUAUGGAGGAGGCAAUUAUGGAGCCCCUUGAUCAUAAGAAUCUGGAUAUGGAUGUGCCAUACUUUGCAGAUGUGGUGAGCACGACUGAAAAUGUAGCUGUUUAUAUCUGGGACAACCUCCAGAAAGUUCUUCCUGUAGGAGUUCUUUAUAAAGUAAAAGUAUACGAAACUGACAAUAAUAUUGUAGUUUAUAAAGGAGAAUAGCUAUUGGGGUUAGCAUUGUACAAAGCCCAAUUUCUUUCUGUGUUUGAAAAAGAUUUUGAUCCCCUUGGAAUAUUAAGAGGUCAACACGUGAUUGUUGUACAUACACAUUGUGCUCUGGAGUGCCUAUUUAUUGAAAUCAUUGUAAGACCUAUUAUAAAUUUAAGUCUAUUUAAAACUAAACUUGUAAUAUAUCCUGAAAAUCAUUUAGAGAGUCUUUUAUUUAUAAAUUAAAAAUCACUUCAUUUUCACAAAA